AUGUCAAGCUCUCUCCCGGGCACCCGUGAGCUGCCUCCCUCACAAUAUGACCUCAGUACAUACUGGGGGCGGGUUCGCCAUGCGGCAGAUUUAUCAGAUCCCAGAACAUUAAUGGUAAACCAUGCCGGUUUAGAGCGCGCGAAGGGUCUCAUAACGGAAUAUAAGCAAGGCAAGCUCGCAGGAAUGAAUCCGGACCUAUGGAAGGCGAAGAAGAUUGUGGAUUCGACAUUACAUCCCGAUACUGGCGAGCCGGUCUUCCUCCCUUUCCGGAUGUCAUGCUUCGUCCUGUCGAAUUUGGUCGUUACAGCAGGAAUGCUCACGCCUGGUCUUGGAACAUCGGGGACUCUCCUCUGGCAAAUAGCAAAUCAAUCCCUCAACGUAGCGAUCAAUAACGCCAAUUCGAAUAAAUCCACACCGUUAUCCGUCUCUAAAAUGACACAGUCCUACUUCCUGGCGGUUGGCGCGUCCUGUUCGGUAGCCCUCGGUCUCAAUGCCCUUGUCCCUCGAUUAAAACGAGUCAGCCCGGCUACAAAGACGAUCCUCAAAAGACUGGUGCCAUUUGCUGCUGUUGCGAGUGCUGGAGCGCUAAAUGUGUUCCUGAUGCGGGGGGAGGAGAUCAGACUAGGCAUUGACGUCUACCCUGUGCUGUCUGAAUCCGACAAAGCCAAGCUGGAACAAGAAGGACUGCCAGAGUCCUCGGUCCCUUCUCUAGGCAAGAGCAAGAAAGCCGCCACGCUUGCGGUCUCAGAAACCGCUCUUAGCAGAGUCUUGAACAGCUCCCCGAUUAUGAUAAUCCCUCCGCUGAUCCUGGUUCGACUGCAAAAACAAGAGUGGCUCAAGCGCAAUCCGAGAUUGACAUUGCCCGUUAAUCUUGGGCUGGUUCUUUGCACGAGUCUUUUUGCUCUGCCAUUAGCACUCGGAGCAUUCCCACAGAGACAGAGCGUGGAUGCUUCAAGUCUCGAAGAGGAGUUCUGGGGCAAGGGUGGAGAAAAUGGGAAAGUUGCGUUCAAUAGGGGGAUUUGA
Messenger RNA from Venustampulla echinocandica, 1023 nucleotides. RefSeq names its product putative mitochondrial transport protein. Bases 1 to 1023 code for a protein of 340 amino acids. Gene Ontology annotation, biological process: mitochondrial transmembrane transport; monoatomic ion transport. Gene Ontology annotation, cellular component: mitochondrial inner membrane. NCBI's taxonomy places the organism in Eukaryota, Fungi, Ascomycota, Leotiomycetes, Helotiales, Pleuroascaceae. Gene Ontology annotation, molecular function: monoatomic ion transmembrane transporter activity. The record is from RefSeq and is a predicted model, not a curated record. The transcript has 4 exons.